AUGUCCCUUGCUCCACAACGAGAAGAAACUUUGUUCUCCCGUCCCUUGCUCCACAUAGAAAAAUCGAUCGAUCCAGUGGCCUCACUGACCGGCGAGACAGGCGGUCAUCUUCUCAGUGCUCCCCCCCUUUCACCAAGAAGUGCAUCUGGUUCCCCUCGUAUAAAAAAACAAAGGGAUGGUCCUUCAAACUUAGGUUCUCCACUGAAAGUAGUUAGCGAGCCUGUGAAAGAGUUCAUACCUCAGGUUUACCGACAACAACCCACUUCAUCAACCCAUCCGAUGUACGGAGCUCCAUUAUACCCAAGGGUCGGUGGUCAACCCGCCGCUCACGGCGUUCUCCCUACUGCAACCCGAGCCUCUUCUUUCCACCAGACUUCUGCUCCUUCAACAUCUUCUAGAUUGGGCAUUAGAGUUUCUUUGAAACCAGAGUAUCUUAUUACUCCUCUGCCUCAAUUAUCUCCUCAAGUUGCGGAUAUUCCUCGAAGCAAUUUCCAGUUUGAUUUCGACUUUGAGAGGAAAAUCUUGGCUAAAGCGGAAAAAAGAAAGCAUGAAUUGGAGCAAGCUUGGCUUGGAAAACUUUGCUUCAAAGCCAACCGAAACCACUUCUUCAAUGGGUGCAAAUUCAGACCAUGUGGUGAGCAAAUAAAUUGCCUCUGGACUCAGCCGUGAUGCAGUGAUGGUUGCGGUUGCAAAUUAUGGCGACAAUCCAACCAAGGUUCGGGAAUUUAUCACCGGCUACAUCCUACUGCGAGAAAUGGGAUUCUCAGCUAACAAUGUGGCCGAAGCAUUACUCAUGUAUGACAAUGACACAGACAAUGCAUUGACACAUUUCCUUAACAGCGCAUCAUGAGUAUGAUGUAAUCGAUUAAAUAGUUUGUAUGCCAAUGAAAACUGGAAUGAUGCUAUACCAUUGAUUUCCGUGUGUUUUGCUGCUUUAAACAUAG
Messenger RNA from Hibiscus syriacus, 944 nucleotides. RefSeq lists its product as uncharacterized. NCBI's taxonomy places the organism in Eukaryota, Viridiplantae, Streptophyta, Magnoliopsida, Malvales, Malvaceae. The transcript is spliced from 6 exons. The record is from RefSeq and is a predicted model, not a curated record. Bases 1 to 669 code for a protein of 222 amino acids.